CAGUUCUCAUGUCAAAGUAUUGUUUGGUAUUGUUUACUAUACUACAAAGUUGUCUUGAAGAUUUGUGAUUUGGUUUAAAUUUGUGAAUUUAUUUGUUAAAAUGUACCGGACAGACAAGCAGUUUAUGAAGAAUCCGGCGACGGCUUCUUCGAGGAUCUACAUUGGAAAUCUGGCGGAAGGAGUCGUGCCGAAUAACCUGGAAGAAAAGUUUGGUUCUCAUGGUAAAAUUCUUGGUUUGGUCGUGCAACGCGGCUUCGGUUUCAUCCAAUUCGAAAACGAAUCGCAAGCAGAGUUGGCAAUAAAAAACGAGCAUGGAACUAUGCUCUUUGGUCGCAAGAUAAAUGUGAGGCAAGCCAUCGAGAACACAAGAUCUAAGGCCAACCAGCAGAAGCAGCAGCAGAUGCAACAGCACUACUUAGACUUCCAAAGUAAUAAGCAGAAGCCUCCUCCGCUUAUAAAAGAGGAUAAUGGAAAGCCGCACAAUGAUAUUCCUCCUUUGAUGCAACCUCAGGUACCGAUAACACAAAAACCUCCAGUUGUCCAACAGCCAUCAGAGACUAACACUCCACAACAUCCUGCAACUCCUCAACAUCAAGCACCACCUCCACAACAUCAAGUUCCUCCUCCUCAACACCAAGCUCCUCCUCCACAGCAUCAAGCUCCUCCUCCUCAACAUCAAGCUCCUCCUCCACAGCAUCAAGCUCCUCAACAACAUCAACCAUUGCAACAAGGUCAGCACAUGAAAGAUGAUAUGCCUAUUGAUAAAAGGAUUAAGCGCAAUAAGGGCAGACAAGGCAUGAACAAACGUGACUUCCGUGAUGAUGCACCUCCUUACUAUGAACCUCCUCCUUAUCAAUCAACAUAUCAACCUCCCCCACAUAUUGAGAGACCUGAAAGGAACGACUGUGAAAUUAUUGUAGUUUCCAAAGCAUUAACAGAGUAUGCAGAAUAUAUUGAGCAGCAUUUAAAAUCCCUUGGCUUAAUAGUUGAUCUAUUGUUUCCCAAUGAGGAUGUGCCUAUUGGACGGGUAUUAGCCAAUAUAUCGAGUCGAGGUUGUUUAUACGCUAUUUUGAUAAUGCCUCAAAAUGAAGAACAUAGAUCGCUCACCUUGAACGUUUUACACGGAGUACCUGAAGAGCACAGAAAUAUGCCUGCAGAUGACGCAUUCGUUUUCAUCACACGUAAUUUUGAGGCUUACAUGAGAGGUGGAUCGACGGAUACUCAAAGCGACAAAUUGACUUUGAACAGUAGACAUCCAGAGAAUAUACAGGUCGUGAUCAAUCUGUUGGCUGAAAACAGGCAGAUUAAGACGAGUCAAUACGAUCGACUGAUUAAAUAUCUUGAGGAGAGGCGUGUUCUGCAAGGACAAUUCGAAAUCUCUGAAGGUAUCGACGGUGGAGUUGUACCACAUGUCACUAAGCAAGCUGAGCUGCAGAGCCGCAUCAUGAGUAUAUUGAAUAAGAAAGAAGAGGAUUUGCCAAGGAUAACUGAGAAAUCCGGUCCAGAGAAUGCUCCGCUCUUGAAUGAUCCUUCGGUUCAGAAAGCUUUGGAUAGUUUACUGUUAGGGGACGUGCUCAAAGGGUUAACUUCAUGAAUUCAAAUGCAUUUUAUUAUAUAAUUUUCAUACUUAAAUCAAACUUUGUACAG
Messenger RNA from Nicrophorus vespilloides, 1647 nucleotides. RefSeq names its product PAX-interacting protein 1 (gene Neos). Bases 101 to 1594 code for a protein of 497 amino acids. Gene Ontology annotation, molecular function: RNA binding. The record is from RefSeq and is a predicted model, not a curated record. Lineage: Eukaryota; Metazoa; Arthropoda; Insecta; Coleoptera; Silphidae. The transcript is spliced from 3 exons.